CACAGAACUAACAUAGUAAGCAUCACUGUGAUAUCGACCUCUAUUUGAUGAUAGUCUUAUAUUAAGUAAUCCAAGAUUACUUCUUUGAUUUCUUACAGAUGGAGCAGCAUUCGACUUUAUUAUUGUUGGAGCUGGUUCUGCUGGCUGCGUAGUCGCCAAUAGACUUACUGAAAUUACUAAUUUGAGUGUGCUUCUUAUUGAAGCAGGGGAUGAUCCAGAUCUGGGCUCUUAUAUUCCUGGGUUAUUUCCAUUUAUUCCCUUUAACUGGGACUACACCACAGUCAACGAUGGAUAUACAAGCCAAGCAACAACAACAAAAAAAUUAAACUUCUAUAUCGGUAAAUCCCUCGGCGGUUCAAGUGCUAAUAAUUAUGAGUUACAUGUUAGAGGAAACAAAGCAGAUUAUGAUAGUUGGGAGGACAACGGUAAUAUAGGCUGGAAUUGGCAAAAUGCAACUCACUAUUUCAAAAAAAGUGAAAAACUCAAUAGUCCAGCUAUAAUGGAAAGCGAGUCUGCGGUUCUACAUAAUACAGAGGGGUAUUUAGGAGUUACCUUACCAUUUUGGAAGGAAAGAACAAAAGAUUAUCUUCAAGCUUUUAAAGAAAAUGGACACGAUAUUUUACUAGAUUAUAAUGGUUUCAAACAACUCGGAUAUGCUGAAUCUCAGUUUACAAUAGACAAUAAUGUUCGCCAGAGUACAGCAUAUGCUUUUAUAAGACCUAUUAAAAACAGACCUAAUUUACACAUCCUUAAAAAUACUUUAGCUCAAAAAAUAUUAUUAGCGAAUAAAGUAGCUGUUGGAGUUGAGGUUAAAUUAACAAAUGGCAGAAUUAUCAAAGUGAAAGCCAAAAAAGAGGUUAUUUGUUCAGCAGGAGGAUUGAAUACUCCAAAAUUAUUAAUGUUAUCUGGAAUAGGACCUCGAAAACAUUUGACUGAUCUUAAUAUUGAAGUAUUGAUUGAUUCACCAAAUGUAGGUGAAAAUUUACAAGAUCACAUUUGCGUAUCGGUAAUGCUUACUGGUAAAAAUAAUCCAGCGUCAGUUGUCCAGAAUUUAGAUAUAAUAACACACAUUAAUCAAUAUCCAAAUCCAGUAAUAAUGGGUUUUGUCGCUCUGAAUAAAACGCAAAGCUAUCCCGACUACCAAGCAAUAAUAUUACCUGUUCCUGUUCGAUCUCCCAUACCAACUGCUUUCACUUCUUAUGUGUUUAGAUUAAAUGAAGAUAUAACUAAUUCGUUUUACAAAGCCGCACAAGAAAGAGAAUCUCUCUUUGGGCCUAUUGUGUUAUUGCAUCCUGAAUCUAGAGGAAAGUUACAGUUAAAAAGUAAAAAUCCCAACGAUGAUCCUUUAAUAUACACUGGUUUUUUUUCAAAGAAAAAUGAUUUAGAUAAAUUAGCUGAUGCAGUAAUGGAUUAUGUAUCUGUUAUUAACACAACAUUAUUUAAAAGCGUUAAUGGGGAGAUAGUUAAAGUAAAUAUUAAACAAUGCGAAGGCUUGGAAUUUGGGAGUCGGGAUUAUUGGAAAUGCUACUGCUUGUAUAUGGCCAGUACUAUAUACCAUCCUGUUGGGACUUGUGCAAUGGGACCAAAAGGGAAAGGUGUGGUUGAUGAGCGACUAAGAGUUCAUGAUGUUAAAGGAUUAAGGGUGGUAGAUGCCAGUAUAAUGCCAACAAUUACAAGUGGCAACACUAAUGCUCCUACUAUCAUGAUAGCAGAAAAAGCCUCCGAUUUAAUCAAAGAAGAUUACAACUUUUUGUAAAUAAUUGGAAGUAUUUUAAGAAAAAAAAGAAAUCACAAAAAGCACCUCACUAGAUGGCGCCUUUACCAAUUGAUUUUUGCAGGAAACGAAUUAUGAAUUAGAUAUGAAUACAAAUACGAAAAAGUAUAAAUAGAAUAUGAGUUGUUUAUUGAGUUUUGAAAAUUAAUUUGUAUUUUUUCAUAUUUGUAUUGAUAUUUUAGUUUCAACUUAUCGAAUUUCAGUUUUUUAAAUAUGUUAG
Messenger RNA from Diatraea saccharalis (sugarcane borer), 1994 nucleotides. The record is from the annotation of a GenBank genome assembly. NCBI's taxonomy places the organism in Eukaryota, Metazoa, Arthropoda, Insecta, Lepidoptera, Crambidae.